AUGAACCUCCGCUGGCUGGAAUCAGCCAUCCCAGCUUCGACCAUGCAAGCAUGGGUUACACGGGAAGGGAAACCGGUAUACACGGAAGCUCUUGCCAAUUUCGCAAAAUAUCCCAUCUUCCCAAAUUCUGCGAUCAAGUUGGCGGUGGUUCCGACUCUAAAACGAGUUUCCGGCAAGCUAUAA
This is a messenger RNA of Laccaria bicolor S238N-H82, 183 nucleotides long. RefSeq lists its product as uncharacterized. The record is from RefSeq and is a predicted model, not a curated record. The coding region runs from base 1 to 183 and encodes 60 amino acids. Lineage: Eukaryota; Fungi; Basidiomycota; Agaricomycetes; Agaricales; Hydnangiaceae. The transcript is spliced from 2 exons.